AUGGGUCGCCAAGCCAGUGCUGCAAGAAAUGACCUCGAGCACAUGCUAUCUCACGAAAACGAACAACCAAAGGCCUUGCCAUUAUCACUUUUGGAAGAUAUUACAGAUGGUUUCUCUGAGAACCGUCAAAUUGGCAGCGGUGGGUUUGCGGUGGUUUAUAAGGGAAUGCUUGAGAAUGGGACCGUUGCUGUGAAGAAGCUGUUUGAAAGGCUUGAUAUUCCCGAUAAUAAAUUCAACGAAGAGAUUCGCUGUUUGAUGAAGGUGAAGCACAAAAAUAUAGUACGGUUUCUGGGUUAUUGUGCUAACGUACAAGGCGAAAUGGUAGGCUACGAUGGAGAUUUUGUCAUGGCAGAUGUACGUCAAAGGUUGCUCUGCUUUGAGUACGUACCUAAAGGAAGUCUUGAUGAGUAUAUCAAAGAUGCAUCUUUUGGACUUGGCUGGAUAAAGAGCUAUCAGAUAAUAAAGGGAAUUUGUGAGGGUUUACAUUACCUUCACGAGAAUCAUAUUGUUCACUUAGAUCUCAAGCCCGCAAAUAUUCUACUGGAUGACAAUAUGGUGCCGAAGAUUACCGACUUUGGCCUAUCAAGGUGCUUUGAUGAAAAGCAAAGCCGAGCUAUUACCAAAAAUAUGUCCGGAACGUGGGGGUAUAUGCCACCAGAGUUCCAUAAUGGAGACAUAUGCAUAAUCACAUACAAAUCAGACAUAUAUAGUCUUGGUGUCAUAAUUAUGGAGAUGCUGACAGGAAAAAAGUGGUAUCCUGCAUAUCCUGAUAUUGAUGAUGUACUUGAAAGUUGGAGGAAUAAGUUAGGGAACUCUCAACGGAGCAUACAGUUGAAACAGAUACGGUUAUGCACCGAGAUAGGGAUAGAGUGCAUUGAUGUUAACAGAGCAAACAGACCAGAUACAUCACACAUAAUCAAUAGGCUUGGUGAAACAGAAAAUAAAUGCAUGGAAAAUCUAGAGGAUGCCACCAACAACUUGUUUCUGAGGAGGAAAAAUGUUCAUCUUAUGAAUGAUAGUACCAAGAAGAAUAUCAUCGUUGGGCAGGGGAUAGCUACGAAUCUUCAUGCGGCCCAAGAAUGUCUCAAUGAUAAUCUUCAUAUUGUUGAAGUCGAGUCGGGUCCAUCUAUGUCUGCUGAUGAUUGUAACAUUCAAGAGGCCAACAAAUGUCUGUGUGAUAAUCUUCAUACUGUUGUAGCCGAGUAUGCUCCAUCUAUUUCUACCGAGGAUCGUAACCUUCAAGAGGCACUUCAAUUCAUUAAGGUUGAUCCCGUGGGAGUAAUUGGAAUAUGGGGUCCAGGUGGAGUGGGGAAAACACACCUUUUGAACAAUAUCAAGAACUCGCUUGAUGGAGACUUGACCUUUAACUAUGUUGUACAAGUGACGGCUUCAAGGGGGUGUUCGGUGGAAAAGAUCCGAACUGACAUUGCACGCCAACUCGAUCUGAAGUAUGAUGGUAAUGUGCAAUCUCAAUGUCAUGCCAUCUUUGAUUUCCUGAAGAAGAGAAGCUUUCUUAUACUAUUGGAUGACCUUUGGGACCAAAUAGAUCUGCAGGCAGUUGGCAUACCAUAUCCCCUGGGAAGUAUAGACCAAAUCAGGAGAAAAGUGGUGCUCACAACAAGAUCAAGAAAAGUUUGUGGUCAAAUGGAGGUGAGAAAAGAGCUUAAAGUAGCUUGUCUCCAAGAGGAGGAGGCAUGGCAACUAUUUCAAGAUAAGGUUGGCCAUGAAACUCUUUCUUAUAGUCCUCGCGUUGAUGCUCUCGCAAGAGAACUUGUGAUGGAAAUGAAGGGCCUGCCAUUAGCUUUGAUAACUAUUGGAAAGGCAAUGUAUGCGAAAUUUGAUAUGGCUGAGUGGGAAUAUGCCAUCCAAUAUAUGAAACGGACAUGUUGCGAUAACGAUGACCCCUUGGAUAUGGAAAGAGUUGUUUUCAGCCAGGUCAAGUUUAGUUUUGAUAGUUUACGAAACAACACUUUGAGGGAUUGUUUCUUGACUUGUGCACUAUGGCCAGAGAAUCAAAAGAUUCCUAAAGUAGAGCUUGCUAAAUGCUGGAUUGGCUUAGGUCUAGUGUUUGAGUCAGACAUACAAUGUUCCUACACAAAAGCAUAUAGUUUGAUGGGAGAGCUUUCAGCUUCAUGUCUGUUAGAUGGAUGUGGAAAGUUGUAUGAUUUUGUUAAAAUGCAUGACGUGGUUCGUGACAUGGCUUUAUGGAUCUCUUGUGGAUGCAGUGAGAACAAUGGCAAGUGGUUUGUUCGUGCAGGAGUUGGCCCGGAUGAAAAAUUUAGCAUUCCUUGGAACCAAGUUCGAUGCAUCUCAUUGGUCCAGAACCAUUUGUUGGAAUUUCCCCUGUGUGACUCGAAUCCCCGUUACAUGAGUAUCUUAUGUCUUGGAAAUAAUCAGUUGCAUGAAAGCAUAAUAGCUGGAGAAAUCAAGAAAUUCGCUUCACUCACAUAUCUGGAUUUGCGCUUUAACCGUCUGAGCCGAAUACCUGAAGAAUUAUGUUCCUUGCCAAACUUGGAACACCUUGAUUUGUCGGAUAAUCUUGAUGUGGAUGAAGUGCCUCACUGCUUUGGAAACCUCGUUAAGCUCAAGUUCCUGUACCUAGAAUCGACUAGCAUACAAAGGAUACCGGAGAGGGUCAUAUCUAGCCUUAAAGCAUUACAGCUAAUAGACAUCAGAACUGAUUUUUUUAGUCCAGUUUCUCACGAACUUCUUUCUAGAAUGCUUCGAGAGCUGGGCACCCUGCCCCACUUGAAAGCAGUUGGUAUCAUUGUGGAGUAUAAAAUACUACAAUUAAGAGGAGGCGGUGACCUCCCCAUCAGGUAUUUAAAUCUGCGGGGACUAGAGACACAUGCACUCAACUUCUCUGAUAUUCUAUCACAUGACUUUGCACGAAGGACCUUGUAUGAACUGCGAAUUCAAAUGUGCAAAAUGAAGGAAAUAAUUUUAAGUCACGAGUUUGCACAACCAAGCUGCUGUUUUGGUACACUCAAUCAGAUCCUUUUGUUUCAUUUGUCAGACUUGAGAGAGAUAAUUUGGAUGGAAACAUCUCCAACAUCUCUAUUUCCAAGGCUCACUUGUUUGACGGUGUUGUUUUGCGGAAAGCUAAAUGACCUCUCUUGGGCGAUGUAUCUGCCUUGCCUCGAACAACUCAUAAUAGGUGGUUGUUCUUUGAUGCAGCAAGCAUUUAUGAGGGAUCAUGGUGAUAAAAAUUGUAGCGAACAAAACAGCUCUAGUAAGACAUUUCCCUGCCUCAAGUAUCUGAGAAUUUCGAGGUGUGUAUCGCUGGUCAAUAUUGGCGAUCCGGAUGUGACAUUCCCAUCCCUAGAGCGGCUGGAACUUAAUGAUUGUCAAGAACUGAAGAGGCUUCCUUUCAGGACAAACAGCUUGCCACGAAAACUGCAGGUACUCGAGAUUGAUGUUGAAUCAUGGGAAAGGUUGGAAUUGGAAGAAGGUGCCAAAUCUUUCCUGCAACCCAGGCUUGAAAUUGUGGAAGAUGUACCAUGA
Molecule: messenger RNA, 3504 nt
Organism: Triticum turgidum subsp. durum (durum wheat)
Lineage: Eukaryota; Viridiplantae; Streptophyta; Magnoliopsida; Poales; Poaceae
Source: the annotation of a GenBank genome assembly